Acanthoscelides obtectus is the source of this 240-nucleotide messenger RNA. The record is from the annotation of a GenBank genome assembly. Lineage: Eukaryota; Metazoa; Arthropoda; Insecta; Coleoptera; Chrysomelidae.
AUGGAUGAGUCAGGGUUGACAACUGUACAAAAUACUUCUAAAAUUUUUGCGUUAAAAGGAAAGAAGCAAGUGGGUGCUAUCACCAGCGGGGAAAGGGAAGUGCAUUCAACUGUAGAUGCGUGCAUGAGUUCAUUAUACGACGGAGCGCCCGUUGGGACUUUAUGUUUGUACAAUGAAUCAGGUUACAUCACCGGGGAACUAUUUGUAAAGUGGAUGGAACACAUUAUUAAACAUGUUUGA